Messenger RNA from Ramularia collo-cygni, 477 nucleotides. RefSeq lists its product as uncharacterized. The transcript has 3 exons. Bases 1 to 477 code for a protein of 158 amino acids. Lineage: Eukaryota; Fungi; Ascomycota; Dothideomycetes; Mycosphaerellales; Mycosphaerellaceae. The record is from RefSeq and is a predicted model, not a curated record.
AUGACUCGCACCCACAAAGCCACAGACCGCGACCACGUUGGCCUAGCCAACGGAACCGCCGCUCCAGAAGAGCAUCUGCCCCGCUACUUUGGCAAAGCGGGCUACGAUGGCAACAACCCCAGCGGCACCAAGAAGCAAGGCGGUGGAAAAGCCAACUGGGGCCUCCCCAUCCACUCCGAACUCGAAGACCUCCCAAUCAACACCUUCCAACCCAAACGCCGCUCCAACUCCAAUCAAUUCACCACUCUCCCCUUAGCCCGUCGUCGCAGCUCCGUCUCCACUACUCUCGCUCCCGCGUCCUACUCGGCUCUCAAGACGAAAUUCGAAGCCGCGGAUCCUAAUGAGGUCGUGGAAUUCGACGAGUAUCUCCAUGGACCGGAUCUCGCUGAGUUGGAGAAGAUGAGCACUGGUAGCUCCGCGGGUACGCUUGAGGAAGAAGAGGAGGAAGAGGUGCAGCACCUGAAGGAAGUUAAGUAG